GGGAGGAGGACGUGUCGGUACCACGGGAAUUUUCGUUCUCGAACUCGCGUAUUUGUGGAAACUGUUUUCAUUGGUGUCAUUUGCAUACGUGAAGUGAAAUCUGAUUAAGUUACGGUGUGAUGUGAAUUUGUACUAUUUACCUCACUAAAUAAAUGGGAUUCGGUGAAUAAUUAGUGACUAAUUUACUAGUGUUGAUUACCAUUUUGGAUUUUGUUUCUAUGGUGUGAUGCGCGCGCGCAUGUGAGGCGAUGGCGCGCGGGAGCGUGCUGCUCGUGCUAUGGGUGGUCGCCGUCGUCGCGGAUAAACAUGAUGAGCCAAGCUCAACAGAACCAGAACAUAGUACAGUCGCUCCAACACCACCAAUACCACUAAGGCCUGAAUACGCACAUCCAGCUGGCGUAGAAGCAUUAGAUCCAUAUAAUUCAGAGAAGAACAAUCCUCCGCCACAUCACAGAGAUUAUUUAGAAGAAGAUUAUGAUCAUGAGUCUCAUAAAGAAGAUGAACAUGAGAAUAGAGAUGAUGCAGAUGAACUGCCUUCUUUAUCAGGAGAUCAUUUACUGCAAAGUUCAACAGAUGACCUUCCAAUGUUCUUACUAGAACCGCAACACGCUUAUGUAGUUCGUAACAAACCAGCAAUGCUAAGGUGUCGUGCAGCGAACGCCUUGCAAGUUUACUUCAAAUGUAAUGAUGUACGUUCGGUUGGAAGUACGCAAUUUGAGUUUGUUGACCCUCAAAGCGGUGUGAGGAUUGUUGAAGCGGAGUGUAAUGUAACGAGGGAUCAUUUGGACGAAUAUUUUGGUGGAGAUGGGUUCUCGUGUACUUGCCACGCGUGGAGCAGUCGAGGAGAUAUAAGAAGUCAACCGGCUAUUGUAGAAUUAGCAUAUCUCAAGAAGCAGUUCGCGGUGUCACCAUCCCCAACGUCAGUGGAAGCAGGGUCGGCUGCAUCCCUCCGCUGCUCACCACCAGCCGCUGUCCCGCCCCCAAGAGUCUCCUGGCUGAAACAUGGACAGCCAUUGCAGCAAGAUCACAAUGUGCUCAUAUCUGCUGAAGGAAACUUGCUCAUAUCAAGAGCUACUUUACAGGACAUGGCGAAUUACAGUUGCGUGGCUGAAAACAUAGCGGGCAAGAGAGUUUCAGAAUCUGCUACACUGACCGUUUAUGUAAACGGCGGUUGGAGCCAAUGGGGUCCGUGGACGCAAUGUAGGUGCAACGGCCGAGUGGCGGGGCAGCGUCGUUCAAGAACCUGUACGGAACCUCAUCCCCUCAAUGGGGGAGCGCCUUGCCAGGGGCAGAGCGUUCAGAAGACCGCUGAUUGUGUUCUGUGUCAAAGUGAUGGAUACAACAUGGAUCUUCAAGUGUAUGACAAUACACAACAACUCUUAAUUGCUUCGCCUGGCCGUUGGGCAGUCUGGACGGAAUGGUCGGUCUGCGGCUCCGACUGCAGGCAGACAAGACGACGCGCCUGUAUGGGGGACGCGUGCUCUGGCGCUCAAGUCCAGCAUGCAGACUGUGUUGGCGACUACUGCGGGGUGCAUGGAGUUGCUGCCCACAGUGAUAUUCCUCUAUACAUCGGCAUAGCCGUUGCCGUGGUGGUGUUUUUGGCUGGUGCAGCUGUUGUGUACAAGUUACUGCAGAGGAAGACACGAGACCACUCGCUAUAUACUAUGACUAGGACUGAUUUCCAACCGGAGAUGUACCCGACUGUGGAGAAGCAAUCCCUGUCACUGGCACCUGACCUGAUGCAGCACCGGCCUCCGAGAUACGAGCACCCACCGCCGGACCCCAGGACUGAACAUCAUUAUGACGUUCCCCAUCUUACCAAUAGUUACGCGUCUCCAGUGGACCAUCAAGUGACUUCGUGCGCCUCGAGCAAGGGCCAAAGCGACGAGUAUGACAGCAAGCCGUACACCGAGUCAGAACACUCGGCGUCCAGUUGCUUCACUAGUUCGGGAUCAAUGUACGACGCAGCAAAUGAGUCAGUGACACUCCAACUAGCGGAACUCGUCUCGAACUCACCCAUUUCGCAAUCACUAGCAGUAUCCAGCGCUGGAGCAAGACUCGCUCUACCGGCCGCUGGGGUGGCGUUAUCCAUACCAGAAGGAGCCCUGAGUAGGGGACGCAGGGAACAAAUCUAUUUGGCUGUUGUGAAAGACGAUAGAUACAGAUCGAGAUUCGGAAAAGGUAUCACGCAACUCAGCCCGGUAGUUAAGUGCGGCCCGCCUCGUCUCCAGCUUAAUAAGUCGGUUAUCCUUCAAAUACCACACUGCGCUAGUCUCAAGCACGGCUUCUGGAACCUUGCCCUGUAUGCCAUAGACCACAACACAGCAAAGACAGACUUGCAACCACAAUGGAAGAAAAUUGUCAACCUGGGACAGGAAACGAUCAACACGCCAGUUUUCACACAAUUGGACACGGACAAAAUAUUCCUCGUAACAGACAUGCUAUCCACCUUUGUACUAGUCGGCGAAAGUUUUAAUGGAAAAGCCGUAAAGACUCUCCAACUAGCCGUCUACGCACCUGCCUCAUUAAACGACUCCUGUACGGAAUACAGCAUACGGCUAUAUGUGUUCGAGGACACGCCGUGCGCUCCGUAUUAUUGCCAGGAACAGGAGAAGAAGUUAGGCGGUGUGCUACUCGAACGCCCCAAAACUUUGUUGUUCCAAGACGGAGGAUCGAAUUUGUGUUUGAACUUAGACCAUUUAAGCCCGGGCUGGAAAGCUAAACCGGGGAUAGGUUACCAAGAAAUCCCCUUCAACCACGUUUGGGGGUCGAACUACAACGCGCUGCAUUGCAGUUUCAUCCUCGAAAGGACAUAUGACUGCGAUAAUAUCGACUUCACUAUUUCAGCGUGUCAGAGAACUAAUCCAUCUUAUAAACAGACAUUCCGAAUAUUGGUAGAUGAUUUGCGAAGCCGAUCUCCCCGAGGUCGAUCCCCCCGGGAAUCGCAGCGUAGUUUUAACAUAACAGAGAAUUUAUUGGAGGCUCGAAUGUGUAGAAGCGAGGACGGGAGCGAUGGAAGCGGUAAAAGGAACGUGACUGUUAACGAAACUGGAGUGAACGAGUGCGCUGAGAGCCCAUUUAAAUUAAGCGUUCGGGUGAAGAGGCAGCUAUGUGGUAUAUUGGAUCCGCCGAACGCUCGCGGUAACGACUGGCGCGCGCUCGCCGCGAGGCUGGGAGUGGAUCGUUAUACGACGUGGUUCGCCACGAAGAGCUCGCCGACUGAAGCUAUCUUGGAGUUGUGGGAAUGCAGGGAGCGCGGCCCCGGCGCCACUGCGGGCCUCGCCGCCGCACUACGCCAAAUGGACAGGCACGAUGCGGCUGACUUACUGCAGGGGAGACCCUCCUGGUUAUGAAUUCCUAAUCAGUUCGAGUAAUCUACAUAAUACGUGAGUGUUUAAUACGGAAAUACUGAUACAAUGCAUUUCUAAGGCCUGGACAGACAACGCGCGGUUGAAGCGCGACCGGAAAUAAACGCGUGUAUAAUGUUUUGUAAUAUAAGGAAUUGUAUAAAGUGAUUGACACUAUAGGACGCUACGAUGGCUCCAUCAGCGUGGAAACUGGGUAGCUUCUUCAUUCAGAAUAUAAACUUUAACAAGUGCUUUCGAAUCGUCAAGCUGUCUGCACUUCCAGAAGAACCAUCAAGAAGCUCUGUAGUUGCUCGUUUCAAAAAUUAUUUUAUUUACAAUAUUAUGACAUGCACACAAGUAUUAUUAGUCUCGCGUGUUGCCGGAGCGAGUAAUUCAACGCUCUUUCAUAUAAUUUUUGAUUGUGGUGGGAUGAAAAAUCCAAAAGUAUAGAUUCUUUGGACUUAUACAGUUUCUUGUAUUACAAUAUCUUAGACCGUGGUUAAAAACAUUAAUGUCGCAUCUUAUAGCGGUUUCAGAAGCUUUUUCUGCGCGUAUACCGUUUAUAAACCUUUUGUGACUCGCGCAUUUCAUAUGAACUAUGAAUUUAGACGCGAGACGUGAAAAAAACCAAUGCGUAUCGCUUCUGACUGACCCUACUGGUUCUAGUAAACACGCUGGAAUGAGCGCGUGUACACGCUUUUAGUUUAUAUUGAAGUCUAGCGCGCGUACGCUAAAACGCGCAGAAAAAACGAUAGUCUGCAACCACCUUUAUGUCUGUCUUAUAAACGUUUGUUGAUAAUAUGUGUAGUUUAAAUGUUGUUUAGAGCAAAACGAAAAAGUUAGUUUCGUAGGCCGAUGGCCUUUGUAAAAUCGUGGGUAUGUAGUUUAUUUUGUAUAGAGCCUAUAUUAUAUGUAUGCUGUAGAUACGCGGGAGAGUAAAUUAUAUUAUAGUAGCAAUAAUAGUGCCUAUUUCUUAUAAAGAACGACGCCAACGAUUUUAUUUGGUAAACACGGUUGGUUGAAUUUUGUUAUUUUUUAUAAGUGUUUGAGUGUUCAAAUGUAAACUAUAAUUACUAUAAUUAUAAAGCUUGGUUCUUGUUUCUUUUGCUUAUACGAUGUAUUCUUUGUGUUCGGUUAUUAUGAUUUGAGCCAUAUAAAUGCAAUAAUUCUCCAAGUAAGACCUUCCAAGUUUUAUGCAAGUUGGGAUUUUACUAGUUGUCUUUAUUAUUAUGUAGGUAAGUAUUUAAUUAUGUACAAAUUAUGAUGAAAGUUCGCUCAUAUGCGAUUGACUAAACUAAGCUAAAUUACCAUGUCUUAGGCCCUGUAUCCACCAAACUGGAGAUGAGUUUAUUAGACCAAUGAAAUUAUUGAUAAAUUACGUGAUAAUUUUUCCACGUCAUCUUACAACAAUCUGAUUGGUCUGCUAAACAAAUCUUUGCUCAUUUCCGCUUUGGAUGAUACCGGGCGUAAAAUAGUUCUUUUCUUUUAAGUUCAUAAUGUUCCCUAACGACAAAGGAUAGUUUUAGCUAUACUCCAAGACCUAUCAGCAUCAGAUUUUUUAUAAAUAAAGGGAAAAAAUAUUAUGUUUUAUGGAAGAUUUAACUCGUGUUCCUGACUACUUGCUACAACAAGUAGUAUGGAAUUUUUAAGAAAUUCUUUACAUGUUUCGAAAUUAUAGCAGGUUCUUUGACUUGGAAUGUUACUGUAUUAAAUAUGGUUACUUAAGUCUACGUGCCAAAUUGAUAAUGCCGUAGCAUUACCUUUGGCAAUAAUAAAAUCGAAUAUGCACUAUGCUGAGCUUAAAAUUAUAAAACUCGAGGUAGUUUAGUGUUUUUGUUUAUUUUUUUACUGUAAAACGGAAAAGACUUGUGUCCAAUGCAUUUAUGUAAUAAACUAAUCUAUUAACUAAUCCAGAUUUGAGAUGUAGUGCCGAUUUAAAUCAUCAUAACCAUCAUUGCCGGCUCACUACUGAGAACGGGUCUCCUUUCAGUAUCAGAAAAGUUCCCGAUUUGAAUAAUUUGACUGGAGUAAAAACCGAUGGCAUUUAUUUGAUAAUAUUUUACAAAAUGAUUAAAUUAUAGCUAAAUCAAAACCAUAAUUUAUUAGUUUAAUCUAAAAAAGAGUUUUAUAUAGGAAAAAAUGUAAGAUUGAUAUCGGCACUAUAUCAUGGAUCAAUCUUUAAAUGUUCACUGCCCAUAAUGUCUCUGCCAAAAGUAUUUAUUUGUUCACCAUUUAUUUUUUGGAAAAAGGGAAGAACACGCAAAUAUAAAAAGGAAAGGAAAAGGAAGGAAACUGACUGACUGACAUAUCGUCGUACAGUUCAAACUGUCAGGUCUUGAAACUCAAAAUUUUGCACAUAAAGAUUUUCUGCAUAAAGUUGCCUCUAAUGAAACAGGGUUUAACUAAUACAAAUACAAAGUUUGACUCAUAUCACAACACAAGAUAGUUCAGAUCAGUUAAUAUUAGACCAAAAUUAGGUAACUCUGUCUAUCUGUUACAUUUUCACGGCCCAUCCGCUUAACGAAUUUUGACGAAAGGCAAGGCUUGCAUCUCGGAGACGGGCAUCUGUUUAUCCCCGAAAAUCAAAGUUUCCACGGGACUUUUAAAAACCUAAAUUCACACGGACUAAGUCUAUAGUAAAUACUUUUUGGCUGCGACACUUAUUUUACCUAUUCUAUGAAUAACUACUAACAUUUUUCUACUUAACGUCUGUAUAUAGGAGAAUAAUAGAUUGUAAAUACUUGUAUCGCAUUUAAUACGUAGUUUGAAAAAAGGGCUAGUAUGAGUUUUGAAAACGUUUACCCACUCGCUAGGAUCAGGAAAUUGGCAACUUCUCUGGGGAGCGUGUAAAAAAUAUUUUUUUUAUAUUCGUUUAUGUAUGAUAUAUGCAUAAAAUAACAUUUUAUUUGGUGAACUAUGUGCUUAGUAUGACAUUUUAUGUCUCGCCAACGAUGUUUGAAUUCAUGUAACAACAGUCGCUAGUCGGUGUAAAAUGGACUUAUAGGUUAAGACUAAAAAUCAAUACUAUUGUAUUUAAUUUAGCAAAGUUUACGCUUGGAGCGCUUGCUCGAGAUGUGAGCUUAAAAACAAGGUAGUUCUUUUUACUUUAACGCUAAGGUGUUUCGAUUCUCGAAAUCUAUCAACGUUGUUGAGAUGUAAAAUCUUAUACUAAGCACAUAGACGGGUGAAGGUUGACGCUAUCUCGUAUCUACUAUUAACGAAGAGGAUAGUGAAAACGUUUCCAAACUCAUAUUAACCCUUCAGAAUCAAGGCAACAAUGAUUUUGUAUAUGGACAGAUGUCACCACUGCUAGUAGACUAUAUAUAUUUUUGUUAAAGUGAUGACUAUUAAAAUAAAUGGAUCUGUGAUAAUUAAAAUAAUAUGAAAUAAAUUAUGUUUA
Molecule: messenger RNA, 6747 nt
Organism: Maniola jurtina (meadow brown)
Lineage: Eukaryota; Metazoa; Arthropoda; Insecta; Lepidoptera; Nymphalidae
Product: netrin receptor UNC5B-like
Exons: 13
Coding region: 249-3353 (1034 amino acids)
Biological process (GO): netrin-activated signaling pathway; motor neuron axon guidance
Cellular component (GO): membrane
Molecular function (GO): protein binding; netrin receptor activity
Source: RefSeq, a predicted model, not a curated record